UGAAAGGGACGAAAAGUACAUCUUACGCUCUCAAACCGAAUGCCGUUACGUUGCCUCCGCUUCGCUUUUAAAAUCCUUCUUAUUUUUUGUGGAAUUUUUUUUACAGUUUUGUAUUUUCAAGGCUAUGAUAAAUUACCUGCGAGCACUUAUAACAUUAGCGAAACCUGGUUUGGUCGUAUGAAAUAUGUUAGACGAGUGGGAAAGCUCAGUUCCGCUUGUCGUCUUCCUAACUUGGAUCCAUACCACCCUAGCAUAAUGAAAUUCAUGAAAGAUCUUGGCAAGCUUGAGUGCAAGGGAGAGACAUAUUCGAACUUCAAAGGCGACAUUCUCGAAGUGAAAGGGAAAGGGAUUUCUUCCGCGAAAUAUAGAACAAUUCAACGACCACGUGGAGAUGAUUCCAAGGCUGAGCUUUCCGAUCCCAUAGAGAUGUGGAACCUGGUCAAGCCGACUGUGCAACCAAACCAAAGGGGAUUGAUUCCGUGGUCUUGGCUUUUUCGAAGAAAAGCGACUGCUUCCAACUCUGGAAGUUUCUUGGGGAAAGCUAAGGUCAAAUCUGAUUUUGUCCGAGUCGAUGUUGUUACGACGUCCGGUGACGUGGAGAGUGAUGUGCAUAUGCAGGUCAUACCUAAAGAGGAAGUCUUAUCAAGAUCGGUGAAGGCUGGUGGUAUUCCACUGGAUAUCUCAUUGAUCAUGUUUGAUUCCACAUCUGCUGCUAAUUUCCAAAGAAAGAUGCCCAACACUUUGAAAUAUUUGACGAAGCACCUCAAUUCAAUUAUUCUUCAAGGAGAGACAAUUGUUGGUGAUGGUACAACGGCUCAGCUUUGUGCAUUGCUCACUGGGAUUGCUGAAAAGCACCAGCCUGAAGCCAGACGAAGUGAAAGUAACUCAGACACAGUUGAUAAGUGGCGCUGGAUUUUUAAAGAUUUCAAAGAACACGGAUACGCCACUUUAUUCUCCGAGGAUUUUCCACGUGUCGCAUCAUUCAAUUAUCGUCUACUUGGUUUCAAAGAUCCGCCCACGGAUCAUUAUUCCAGACCAUUCUGGUUGGAGGCAGAAAAUAUCAUUAAAGGCCAUUGCAUCAGUGGCCGUGCCUCCCAUAAUAUUUCACUGGAGUAUCUGAUGAGCUUCUAUCGCGCUUACAAAGACAGGCCAAAAUUUUCACUGGUGACACACGCGGUGAUCUCACACGACGAUCAGAACACUAUUGGUUACACCGAUGAUGAUUUAAAAACAAUUUUGCAAACCAUGGAAAAAGAGUUCUUUCUCAACAGGACCCUCUUGAUUAUAUUCGGAGACCAUGGAGCUAGGUUUUCUGAUGUGAGAAAAUCAAUCCAAGGGAAGCUAGAGGAGAGACUUCCCUUCAUGUCCAUCACAGUACCAAAGUGGUUUACCAGGAAGUAUCGAAAUUUAUACAAGAAUUUGAUUCAUAAUUCAGAAGUAUUGACCACGCCCUUUGAUGUGUACGCUACCCUGCGUCACAUUCUGUCGUAUCCAAAUUAUCCGAGCGGGAUAACGACUGGUCAAAGCCUGUUUAACAGGAUUGACAAAGACAAUCGCACGUGUGAAAAUAGCGGUGUCGAGGAGCACUGGUGUCCAUGUCUGAACUUAGAAGAAGUCUCAACAAACAAGCCUCUGAUAAAGAUGUUAGCAGAAUUUGUGGUUAAGUUUAUGAACAAUUUAAUGUCAAAAUACUCUGCAUUAGAAAAUCUUUGUCAAAAGCUUGUUUUAAAAGAAGUCCAAAGCGCAUACAUCGACAUGCCAAAUGUAAAAUUGCAACUCUUUGAGAAAAGUAGCCGAGAUGAUGACUGUGAUUCUUGUGGAGUGAUACUCGGUGAAAAAUCCGUCAACACUUUAACCGAGAACACAUUGUAUCAGUUGCAGUUCACAACGUCUCCGAAUGAUGGAUUUUAUGAGGCUACGAUCAAAAUGAAGAAAGGUGUUCCUUCGCUAAGAGGGGAUAUUAGUCGAAUCGAUGCUUAUGGAAAUCAGCCAUAUUGCAUCGUAGACAAAUUUCCACUUUUACGGAAGUAUUGCUACUGCUUAUAGAAAAAAAUGCUCUUUCGCAGAUGUACUGCGAGACCGCCUCAACAUCGGGUACCUUUGAAUGGGAAAUAGAGUGCGCAAUGCUUGAUGGUUAGGUGACAAGUUUAACAAGCUCAUGACACCUCGGACACUGAGCUGCAAGAAAUGAGGGAGGCCUGGACGAGACAAGAUAGAUAUAAACUUGUACAAUUUUCGCGACGUACCGGAAUAAACACCGUAAACUGCGAUGCACUGUGUUGCCAAACAGAUUCUAACCGCCUAAUCAAAAUGAUAUGUCAUGAUAGAUUUGACUGACUGACUGGUCAGUGGCUGACUAACUCUGACUUCGCUCUAGUUCUCCAACCUAGUCGCCUGU
Messenger RNA from Pocillopora verrucosa, 2398 nucleotides. The record is from RefSeq and is a predicted model, not a curated record. Lineage: Eukaryota; Metazoa; Cnidaria; Anthozoa; Scleractinia; Pocilloporidae.